Messenger RNA from Symbiodinium sp. CCMP2456, 3522 nucleotides. The record is from the annotation of a GenBank genome assembly. Lineage: Eukaryota; Dinophyceae; Suessiales; Symbiodiniaceae.
AUGUUUUUGGGAUUGGUGUCGUGGGCUUUGAUCCCCUCGAAAUGUGGGCUGCUGUCAAGAAAAGCGUGGCUCGGGGCCGACCGCCCUGUAGAUUUCGUCGGGCUCCUUUCCGCUGUGUGGCAGUUGUGGCCACGAGUGCUCUCCAAGUUUACAGGCAAACCUCAAGCUGGGCUGAGGCCUGUCAACAGUGCAAGGGCUGCCAGGGGCGAAGACGUUGCCGAGAACUGUUGGGACAGCGUUGCUGCCAUAGGACCCGUCAACCAUGUGGGGGCUGGCUCUGUGGAUGCCUCGCAUGGUUGCGACCCUGGGACGGUUGAAGAAGCAGCUCCUCCUGACAUGCUCAACGUUGAUGCAGACACCUGGGCACAGCUGAACCAGAAGAACCGAUCUGCAGCUUUGUCCUUUGCUUCCUCCGCACAUGUCGCCGAGAGAUUGGUGAUUCUGCGACAAGUCAUGGAGGCGGGCUUGCAGUUGUUGUACCACCAGCUCCAUGUUGCUGGACCACAAUGGGAAGCUGAGCAGAAAAGAAAGCAGGCUGAGACAGGGCAGCGCACCUACAAGGUGGUUGACGCCGCCACCGGGGAGUACUUGAAGGGCUUCUUUCAACAAGCGUCUGAGAUGUUGCUGCGUGCCCCCAGAGCACUAGCAAAGUCUUCCUACACCCGGCGAGCUCGCGCCACGAUGUUUCGACUGCUGGCCAGUUUGAUGGCUUGUGUGUGCUACUUCUUGCACAUGUGUUUUGAUGGAUUCCCGUACUGUCUCUUUAAGCUCCUGGUCGACCCGACGCAAGCAGAUGAGAUUCUGAAUCAGCGGCCUGCAUGUAUGAGGGAUUCCCUCGCUGCAACUUUUCUGCAGAAGCACGGAGAGAAUCUGGCAUCCUCGGAAGCUUUGGCAUGUCUACAUAGCUUGGCGAUAUUGAUCGACCUCGACAUCAGUGGCCUCGAGUCUGCCCACUCUUCAUUACGCGAAUAUACUAUGAGCAGAGGCCGUGGCCAUACCCCGGACUUUGCGCAAGUGAGUGCGAAACGCCUCUGCGCGUGGACUGGGCGCCGGUACGGCCACGGAAAGCAGCAAGCCGCCUCUGGAGGCAAGAGCUCUUAUCAGAAGUCGAAACAAUGCAAGCAGAAAAAACAUUCGAGACCUGGCGGCGCUUGGCGGGCAUUUUGCUCCGAGAAAGCAAGAGGACAGAAAUUUACGCGCCGGCUGAUCCGGCAGCUCGCAGCAGAAUAUCGUGAUCUGGCACAAGACGAAUACGAGGUUUACUGCGAGCGGGGGGCGGCUGCGACAGCAGCGGCUAGGGCCGGCAACAAGCGGCCAUUCAGCCUCAUGGACAGCCCAGUGCCGCUUGCUCUCAGGCCUGCCGAAGUUCUGGAAAGGCACACAGACCUGGUCGUCGCGCUGCCCGGAAGUGACUUUGGCGCUCAGUUUGAAGCGCUGCGGGCCCGACUUCGUGCUGGGCACAAAGCUGAGAAGUCCCGGGCGGCAGUUCCCCCUGCCGACGUUCCGCUCGACACUGUCUUGCAGCAGGCCCUUGACCAAGGUGGAGCACCUGGCCUUCAGCAGGGUGUCCGCACCCGCCCACACGCGGCAGCCGUGCCCAAGUUGCAGCAUCACUGCUUCGUUCCACCCGCUGUCCGCUUUGCCAAGGCCCGCCGCGACAACGUCCUUGAUCUGCUUGAAUCUACAGAAUAUUCUGCCCUAGCCAUUCUAGCCAGAGUCAAAUCAGCGGACGAUGCGCUGGCGUUCAGCAAGAGCCGACGCUCCCAGAUGGAGGACAACCAGACUUCCAUGGGUGAGUGGCUGCAGAACCAAUGGACUCUGGAACACAGGAGCCUUCGACACGAAGACCAACCAAAGAUACCUGGAGCAAAGAAGCAUGCGUCCGGCAUGGGGCCAUGUGGUCUGGCUGGGACGUGCUCGUGUUCCCGACCUGGGGACCAGAAGUUCUGCAAAAAGCUGACUCAGUUGCUUCGAAAGACAUUGUGGAAACGCCGCGGAGUUGCUUGUCCUGCUCGCUUGGACUAUGAGGCAGGCCGCUUGGUGGUCUCUCUGAAGACUGGUGACGGGGAGCAAGAAGUCUUUUUCUUCCCCGGCUACACGAACUACACGACGUGGACUUUUGCAGCAGUCCUGCUUCAGCCUUGUGAGCGCCAGCACGAAGAUGGCGUCAUGAAGCUUGUUUUCGGCGAGGAGGACACACACUUUGUGGAGAGUCCAUGGACGGUGCUGGCAGGCUUGCUGACGAUGCAAGCUUUGGUGAAAAAGUUUGUGGACGUGUCCAAGCCGUGCGCCGUGCGGUUUUGGAGCAUUCUGGAAGAUGAACGGAGACUGCCCGUGUGGGAGAUGCAGCCUCGCUUCGUCGAUGUCUGCCUGCACACGGAUGACCUUGCCUUCUGGAAGGGUGAGGCUCGAGAUUCAGCGCCGGCGCAAGCAGACAGGUCCCACGGCAUCUUAGACGACAUGGGUGGGGACGCUGCAGAUGACGAGCCGGGCGAAGAUGGCGAUGAGGAAGACAACCUCUCGCUGCUCAGCGACGGGUCCCCAGCAGCAUCAACGAAUUCCCAGGAUGAAGCGGUUGAGGCUUUGCUCGGUGCUGCAAAUGCGUUUCGGGGCCCAGAUGCAGAUGUCAGAUCCGACGCGUCCCAGUCGGAGCAUGAGGUGCAUAUUCCUGAUGAGUUGCUCCCAGCAGCGGAGCCUGUGCCGGAUGCUGUUGCUGCCUUGCUGGCGUUUGCGGAGAACGCAGACAACGAUGCAGACGCAGAUGCUCCGGGCGCAGACGCCGCGAUUCCUGCGGCACCCGCCCCUGAGGCGGCUCCUGCGCCACCUGCUGAGAGGCCGAUCGCACCCGCCCCUGAGGCGGCUCCUGCGCCACCUGCUGAGAGGCCGAUCGCACGUGCGGGGCGUGCGCAGCGAGAGACACAGCUUCAGAUGCUCAUUCCGGAUCCCAUUGGCGGGGAGAUCAGGUACAAUCUCAAAGGGAUGUUCUUUACAGCAUUCUGUCCCCGACACGGGGAGUUUUGCCGGCGACAACGGCAAGCCACUGCUGGCAAAAGGGCGGGCAGCGGCAGACCUCUGGGGAAUUUGCUGUCCUGGCUUGCUGCAGCUGAGGAGUAUGACACGCAAGAGGCUCAUGUCGGCAGCAAGGUAGCAGGCCACGAGAAACGAAAGGAGGUCAGAGAAUGGUUCAUGCAAGUUCCAAACUCCAAUGUUCUGUUGGAGUAUGAAAGGGCUUCGGAAGCUGGGGAGGAUGCAGAGCUCUAUGUUGUCUUCCUGCGGAAGGACGUCUACAGCAGGAACGACGUGCUACGUUUCAAGCAGAUAUGCCAGGACAUUGGCCAGAAGCAGUGUGCAAAUGGGCCUCUCGAGAUCUUCGAUGUGCUGCUGCCGGAAUGUGGGGCCGACUACGCGGCCCACUUGGCCAAGCUGUCCUCGGAGACACGUGGCCAGGCGACGUUGAAGGCUUUGGAAGCACUCUAUAAUUCUGAUCUAAGACGUCUUAUCCCCGAAGGCAUCAAAGAUUGA